CUGUGCCUGUCAUUGUGUUCCUCUCCAGCAGAAUUGGCCUCAGCACACAAACUGCCUGCUUAUAAAAACUUUAUACUUUGAAAACUUCUUGCUUAAUUUGAUGCACUGUUUUGUUUUUUGCCAAAAAUAACUUUUCAUAGAGGUUUGGACCUCCUUGGCUACAUCAGACAGCUAGCAUGGACCUUGGAGCAAAGUGUUUCUGGGCCAGCAUCCUGUUACACGCAUUCGUUCUUCAAAACUGCUCCUGUGUUUCGGUUCGUUUCCUGAGCCAGAAGACCAUCUAUGUGGUGAACGGGGAGACUCUGGUCCUGCAGGCUGAGUUCGAGGUGCCCGUGGAAGAUCGUAUCACCAAGGUCACUUGGGAGCAUGAAUCUGAAGGGAAGAAAAAUUCUGGGAAAACCUUGCUAGCUGAAUAUCCUGAUAAAAGCUCUGGAGGAAGGGCGAUUUUGGAUAAAAGCGGGUCCGUGAUUACGUUACGGAACUACCAGAGAUCGGACAACGGCGUGUACACAGUCACAGUCCGAGACCAUAAAGGAGGUCAAAGUUCAGCGCACUGUACCGUCCAUGAGUAUGAUGCUGUGCAUCACGUGUCGGUGAUGGUGAACGUGACACACUCCAGCCUGCACUGCAUGGAGGCUUGGGGGACGGAGCCCGUCUUCCGUUGGCUUCACGAGAAAGCUGCAGUUACAGAGGCAGUGGGACGAGUGUCAGAUGAUGGAACGUCUCUGUACUUGAACUCAGCGCCGUGUGGCCACUACACGUGCAUGGUGAGCAACAAGCUGGGCCAUAGCUCGGCUACCUACACAGCAGUGCCCUGCGAGAGAGAACGCAGUGGUACUGCUGUAGCUGUUGUAUGUCUCGUGCUCUUGCUGCUCUUUGCUGGUGGUUUGGCCUUCCUGCUCUGGAGGAAACACAUGAGUUACAGCAACAGAGGUGAAAGACUCCGAGAACCAGAAGAAGAUCUUUGACCUUCAGUCUGCAUACUGUGAAGAUAUGAACUCUGAGGGAUCAGUCCUCCGAUCAUUUCACCGAGCAUUUGUGCCAUUAAGAAAUGUUUUAUAUGCAAGCAGGGUUUUAGUGUUCUGUUUUGCUUUUCUUUUGUCACAGUUGGACAAAUGAAGUUAUGCAAAUGAAUGCAAUGUUUUUAUUUAACCCUCAAUGGACCUCAAUUAAGUUGUGGAACUUUGUGAAAGUGUAUAUUUUUAUAUACGAUGAAUGAAGGCAAAUUAUGUUUUUGUGCAAAUUCUACGGGAAAGAAACUGCAAAAGAUUACAGUCAAUGGUCCUUUAAAAAAGCUUAAUGACUGCUUUGGACUGUAUUGGCUGACCUUUGUUUAUGAUGGG
Silurus meridionalis is the source of this 1343-nucleotide messenger RNA. RefSeq lists its product as uncharacterized. Lineage: Eukaryota; Metazoa; Chordata; Actinopteri; Siluriformes; Siluridae. The coding region runs from base 177 to 968 and encodes 263 amino acids. The transcript is spliced from 6 exons. The record is from RefSeq and is a predicted model, not a curated record.